AUGUAUCCCGCCUCUUUCCCGAACCAGGGCUCGCCCGAGCAUCCCCAGGCCACCAACGGCAGUCCCCAGAGUGCGCCUCCCCAUGAGCAGGAGCAACCACCUGCACAGGCGCCCCCUCCGGCCUAUGCCUAUCUGCCCGCCCCGAUGUACGAUCCGGCUCGGGGCAACGCCGCCUACCACCCAUAUGCAGCUCCCUUCUACGCGACUCCGGUCAUGGGCGGUGUUGGUGUCUACUCGGCCAUGCAGCCCAACACAGUGUCUCCUCUUGGCGGCUCCCGUCGAAGCCGCAACAUAUCCGAGGUCGGCCCCGUGUUCAAGCCCACUAAGCAAGCCUUUGCCCUCUGGGAUAGCGAUCACCAGCGCCCCUACGUCGCCGUCCUCUACCCAAAGAUCGACCGCGGCUUCUUCCUGGCCGAGGGCGACUGGACGUGCUACCGCCGCAAUUACUUUCAGGUCAGCUGCUCCUUUGCCGCCUAUGACUCGCAGAAGCAACGUCUCGAGUUGCCGUGCCUGAUCGACAUGGACGAUGCCGUCCGCACCGUCACGGGCUUCUACAUCGGCCUGUCUUCCAAGACCGCCAACGGCCAGCGCGACAUUGAGCUGGUCCAGCACACCGCCAAGCGAGACAAGGGCCCCCAGACGACCCCUGGACUGCGUCAAUGCCUGCCAUCGGAUCCCGCCCUGGCUCGCCCGGAAGAUGCGGCCCAGCAGAUCACCUUUGAGCGCAUCCAGUUCAAAUCUGCGACUGCCAACAACGGCAAGCGCCGCGCCGCCCAGCAGUACCAUGUGCUGGUGCUUGAGCUUUGGGCCAGGAUGGAGGACAACAGCAACGUCCGCAUUGCCACGGCCGAGUCGGUCAACCUCGUGGUCCGCGGCCGUGCCCCUGGCCACUAUGCCACCAUGUCCAACCGCAACGGCGGCAACAGCGAGGCUGAUCCUGGAUACGGCGAGUUCGGUUCGCCCGCCAGCCCGUCCACUGCUCCUCCAUACGCCCAACCUCCCAUGAUGGGUAUGGGGCAACCGCCAAUGAUGGGCCAUCCGCACUAUCCGUAUGCCACCCACGAUGGCGCUGCCUAUUACGUCCCCCCUCAGCACCCCGGCGUCCAUGCUCCGCAGCACUACUAUCCCAGCUACCAAGUCUGGGCGGCUCACGCCCAUCUCCAGCCGCCUAUCGCACCCAUGCCUGGGGAAGCGCCCGGCGCCCCUCGACACGGUGGCGAUCCUGAGCACAACCCGAAUGGCCCAACACAGGGAAGCGAGGUCAAUCCGAACGACGACGACGAAGACGACGACGACGAAGAAGAGGGAGACGAGGAGGGCGACGGCGAUGAUCGAACAGAAGGCGAUGACGAUAACACCGACGACCGUCCUGUGAAGACCCAAGACUCGGACGAUCCCGCUGGUCGCCAUCCUCCCCCUUCCGCUCGUGAUUCUCGCCGGAGUAAGCACUAG
Messenger RNA from Polychytrium aggregatum, 1452 nucleotides. RefSeq lists its product as uncharacterized. NCBI's taxonomy places the organism in Eukaryota, Fungi, Chytridiomycota, Chytridiomycetes, Polychytriales. The transcript has 2 exons. Gene Ontology annotation, biological process: positive regulation of transcription by RNA polymerase II; meiotic cell cycle. The coding region runs from base 1 to 1452 and encodes 483 amino acids. Gene Ontology annotation, molecular function: DNA-binding transcription factor activity; DNA binding. Gene Ontology annotation, cellular component: nuclear chromosome. The record is from RefSeq and is a predicted model, not a curated record.